AGGUUUAUCCAGUACCUGGCAUCCAGAACAGCACUGUUCAACCUCAGCAACUUUAUCGACAAAACUGGCUCUCAUGGAUAUGAUAUGUCUACCUUCAUCAGACGAUACGGCCGCUACCUGAAUGAGAAAGCCUUCGCCUAUCGCCAGAUGGCUUUCGACUUCACCAAGGUCAAGAAAGGCGCUGACGGGGUGAUGAGGACCAUGACUCCUGAGAAACUCCUGAAGGGCAUGCCCAUUCUGCAGGCCCAGAUCGACACGCUGCUGGAGUUUGAUGUCCAUCCCAAGGAGCUUAACAACGGCAUCAUCAACGCAGCGUUCCUGCUGCUCUUCAAGGACCUUGUGAAGCUCUUUGCCUCCUACAACGACGGUGUCAUCAAUCUGCUGGAGAAGUACUUCAAAAUGAAGAAGAGUGACUGCAAGGAGGCUCUGGAGAUCUACAAGAGGUUCCUGACCAGAGUGACCAAGAUCGGAGAGUUCCUGAAGCUCGCUGAGACUGUUGGAGUUGAGAAAAAUGACAUUCCUGACAUCAACUAUGCUCCCAGCAGCAUCCUGGACUCUCUGGAGACACAUAUGAACAGCCUGGAGGACCAGAAGGGAGGAAAGAAGGGGUCUCCUACAAAGGGAUCUCCCACCAACAAUGUGUCCCCCACCUCCACGCCCGCCAAGUCAGCCGCUGUCCCGACUCUCGAGCCCCCGCCCACUGAGUCGGAUUCCCUGUUGGACUUGGAUCCUCUCUCCUCCUCAGGACCGUGUGUCGGGGCAUCAGCAGCCCCCACAUCCUGGGGAGACCUCCUUGGGUCAGAGAUGGCCGAGUCCCUGCUUCCAGCCCCAACCCUUGCUGUAGACUCCACCCCCUCUCCCGCUGCGGUAACUCCCUCUGCUGCCGUGGAGACAGCUCUGGCUCCUCCCCCUAGCGUCGUCGCCAGUAUGGACCUGCUGGGAGAUGCAUUUGCUACCCCUGCUGCUCCUAGCGAUGCCCCUGCUGCAGCCGAGGGCGGGGCUACGGAAGCCACACCCACCCCAGCAGCAGACACUGGAGCCGACCCCUUUGGCUCUGGUGAUGCUAGCUCAAACUCAGGCACCUCGUCUGGGAUGGACUUGUUUGCGAUGAUGCCUACGGAGAACAAUGUUGGAGGAGCGGGUUUCAAGCCCUGCUUCACCUCAGCUGCCGGCCCUCCUGUUCCACCUCCACCUCUCAUUAACUCCACCCCUAGCAUCCGCAUCCCCACCCCAUCGAAAAACCUCUUCAGUGAUUUCUUUGAUUCCAUGCAAGAACCAAGUUUCUCCAAAGUUGAUCCCACUCCCAGUGUUGAUUUGUUUGCAGCAGCAGAUGGCUUCUCCUCCACCCCCCUCCUCUCAUCCGCCCCCCUCCUCUCAUCCGCCCCCCUCCUCUCAUCCGCCCCCCUCCUGUCAUCUGCCCCUCCACCCAAACCGGACUCUUCAAACAUCAUGGACCUGUUUGGGGGUCCCUCGCCCCCCCCCUCGCUCUUCCCUGAGGAGGGGGUGGGAGGGUUCUCAUUAGAUGGGGUCAUUUUUGAGUCCACUGGAGGCGAGCCCCAGCCAGCAGCCCCUGGAGCAGAGCUAAUGUCAGUGUUUGAUGGGCUAGGUGAUGUGAUGAAGCCUGCUGUGACGCCACAGGGCUCCUCCACCAUGGGAGCCUCUUCUCCCAGCAAGCCCAUGGGAGACCUGGACUCCACCAUGGCUAACCUGGCUGGCAAUCUGGGAAUGGGCCCUGCAGCCCCCCCUCAGAACGUCCCCAUGGGAAUGCCUCCUUAUAUGGGCUCUUUCCCUAACCCUGGACUCUGCAUGUCUGGGGCCCCCGGGGUUGGAGCGCCCAUGAUGCCGAUCGUCAGGCCAGGCUUCCCUCCAGCCGGGGCCUCCGGAGCCCCGAUGUCUCCAGGCAUGACUCAGAGCCCCCGCAGGCCUCCACCCCCGAAGAAUGCCCUGGAUGAUCUCAACAUCAAAGACUUCAUGUAGACCUCCCCCAGCAGUUGUCGUUGUGGAUGUGGAUGUGCGCCCUCGUUACCCCACCUCCCUCGUCAUAUCCCAGCCAAUCAGCCAUCAGCACUACUCGGCUCCUCCCUUCUUAAACUCUGCCCUUUCCGUCUAAUGUUGUAGCACAAAUUGUGAUUGUGAACUCAUAGAUACAGAAAUCAAAAACAGUGUAUGUGCGUGAGUGUGUUCUUCAAUGUUAUCCUUGACUUAAACUAAGAGAAAAAAGAACCAUAAAAAACAAGUGUAUUUAGAUUUAUUCUGGAUUUUCUGCUCAUCAGCUGACUUGGAAUGGUGGAUAUGUGUUUUCCCAGGCGAGGACUGUGUUGUUUAUUGUGGACUGUUUUUGAUGUGUGGCCAAUCCCUGCCCUUUCACUCCCUGUUGUCCAGUCAAUACUGAGCUGUGUUUAUUACAUCCCUCCAUGCUUGGUUCUCUCCCUCCAUCCUACCAGCCAGACUCUCUGACAACAGUUACAGGCCUAUAUAGGCCUGCAAUUUUCACCACAAACUUUGUUUUUCGUAGAGACAAAUCAUGUCAACUCAUGCUUUCUGUUGAUCUUAUUUUUGUUUUAUAUUUUGUCCCUUUGAAGGAUUGUGAUUUACAUGCAAAACUUUUUGACUAUGUUCGAAUUGACAUAUACAUUUCAGAUCAUUUUAAAGAUAGAUUUCACCUAUAUUUAUUUAAUAUUUAUUUUGAAAGAAAUUGUAUCAUAUAUUUUUGUCAUGUUUAUGAAUCCCAUGGUGGAAAAAAAAGCAAAAAGUCCCUUUCCCUCUUGUACAUAAUCUCAUCUGUAUUCAGAGGCAAGUUUGAAGGCAAACUCAGCCCCAAGUAUUCCCUAUUGCUCUCCUUGGUGGUGUGGAGUGGUACUGCAUCUUAGCAUGUCAAUCCAGGUUGACCUGGGCUGUGUUCCAAUACUCCACCUUUCUUUGUCUCCUUUUCUUGUCUCCUCUCCAAUUCGAACAACAAAUUAGGUACCUACAAAAAAGUCAGCUAGCAUAAACCUCCACAUCUUGCUUGCUGAUCAGGGGUUGCAGAGAGAAGGGUACAAGGAGAGGUGGUGUGUUAAGAGAUGGGCCCCCUGGCCCAUGUGUUUGUGGAGCAGAUCAGUGUGGUUGUACAGUCUCCAAUGGUGGUGCUAAAGAAGUCUUUCACUGUAAAGCACUCAGAUAUACACUGGAUGUUUGUGUUUUUUUCUCCAAAAGUGAUUACUGUAUCUUAAUCUGUUGUGAAAAAAAGACUAAUAAAACGAGAAUGUGAUGA
Hypomesus transpacificus is the source of this 3253-nucleotide messenger RNA. RefSeq names its product clathrin coat assembly protein AP180-like. The record is from RefSeq and is a predicted model, not a curated record. Gene Ontology annotation, cellular component: synaptic vesicle; extrinsic component of presynaptic endocytic zone membrane; clathrin-coated pit. Gene Ontology annotation, molecular function: 1-phosphatidylinositol binding; phosphatidylinositol-4,5-bisphosphate binding; SNARE binding. Gene Ontology annotation, biological process: clathrin coat assembly; clathrin-dependent endocytosis; synaptic vesicle budding from presynaptic endocytic zone membrane. The annotation marks the transcript as partial. The transcript is spliced from 23 exons. NCBI's taxonomy places the organism in Eukaryota, Metazoa, Chordata, Actinopteri, Osmeriformes, Osmeridae.